UUUAUAACAGACUUGAUGACAUUUACAGACAAAACUGAGAGGACAGGGAAACAUAUUUACUGUUCGGAUGUCUCGCACAGAUGUUGCAGUCAGGAUGCUUUCUGGUUUCCUCUUCCUGCUCUUCCUCACAGAUGGGGUGUAUUCUGAAGAUAACUGCAGCUAUCAGGAUGUUUUAAAUUACCUGCACCUUACCAAAAACAAUGAGCAGUACGUCAUGACCCGGCCUGUGAGAAACUACAAACGCCCCACACGGGUUUACCUGGAAGUUCUGCUCUAUGCCAUUCUUGACGUGGUUGAGAAAGAUCAAAAAUUCAUCCCUUACGUUUGGACAGUCAUGAGGUGGCACAAUGAAUACAUUUCCUGGGAUCCAAAUCAAUUUUGUGGAAUUGAUAAUGUUUCUCUUCCAUCUGAGUUUCUGUGGAAGCCAGAUCUUACUAUUGAAGAAAUGACAGAGCGAGACAAAGCACCUCCGAGUCCUUAUCUCACUAUCAACGAUAAAGGUGAUGUUGAAGUCCAGAAUGACCAGGUGCUGGUCAGCACCUGCAGGAUGCACAUUUAUAAUUUCCCCUUCGACAUACAGCGCUGCAGCCUCUCCUUCAAGUCUGUCAUACACACUGCCAAGGACAUCCGGCUGCAGCCAAGUGACAACUCUUCAGAGGCCACAGAGUGGUCUCGGGAGGUGAUGCGGACCCAGUACGAAUGGCUGUUCAUCAACAUGACAGUCAAUUCCAACAACGCCAGCGAUUUACUCGGCCAAGACAUCAUCAUUUACACUAUCAGCAUGAGGAGGAGGUCAACGCUCUACAUCGUCAACUUCAUAGUACCCGUCCUGUUCUUCUUGUGUCUGGACUUGGCCUCCUUCCUGAUCUCAGACAACGGGGGCGAGAAGCUGAGCUUCAAGGUCACUGUGCUGCUUGCUGUCACUGUGUUACAACUUAUUCUGAAUGAAAUCCUGCCUUCCUCGUCAAACAGGAUUCCUCUUAUAGCUGUCUACUGCAUUGGGAUGUUUGCCCUGAUGAUGCUCAGCCUUGUGGAGACGAUUUUCAUCAUGUAUCUGUUAGAGAAAGACUCUGCAUCCCGAGAGAGUGAGACAGAUAAAGACCAAAGCUCGAGUGAGGACUGUAACAAACAGGGCAAUGCCAACUUCCUCAAAUGUCACGGAGAGCUGCACAAACGGACUCAGUGUGUGUGUAUCUAUGAUGGUGAUGGUGGACCUUCGUCUGAACUGCUGUCCGUGGCCAAAGAGAACAGCAGCAAGCUGGUGGAGGAGUCCCACGCCUUGGAGAAGGUUUCAGACGAGCUGAAGGAGAUGGAGAAAACACUGACUCUGCUCCUCAACAGCAGGAAGGACGAGUUCAAGCCCGGCUACUGGACCAGAGUGGCUAAAAGAGUCAACAGAGCUUUCUUUAUUUUCUAUGUCACAGUGGUCAGUGUGUUUUUAGCUUACAUCUUUUUAAAAUGGAACAAUGCAUAGAGAUGGUCAUUGCUACAUAAUGAAAACACAAUUGAGUAACUGUUUCAAUCCAGGUUUAUUUGGCACACCUGUGUACCUGUUUUGUUUGCAUUGGCCUAGUCACAGUUAUACAUACGUAUUUGUACGAUUGAUUCAUGUCAAAUAAGUGCCUGCGAACCAUUCCUCUUUUAUGGAGCAGUUUCUACUCUGACAGACGAGAGUUAAAUACAAAAUACAAGUGAAUGGAGAAACCACUAAUGAGCUGUGAUUACUUCCUCUAUUCCUGAUGCUCCGUCCACUUAAAGGUCAGCACCAACAAGCUGUCUGUUGGUUAAUGGUGCCAAUUUGUGGGUUGAAUGAACAGAAUGCACUUGUUUCCACACAGCCAUUCAAAUCCUGUCAUUUUCAAUCGUUUCCGCUGAAGCGGUAACCUCACAGUUCCAUCAGAGACAGAUGGUCACACCAAGGACUGUCAGACAGCAGCCUGCAACACAACACAAGAGCCACAACAAUUUCUCUUCCUUAUCUAACUUACAAACAAGCUUUGUCACGCACCUUAGAUUGUCCAUCCACCACCCCUGGGGAAAAGCGCUGUUAGUGUCAGUUUGGAGACCAGAUAACAGUUAGCGGCUCGGCUCCAGCACACUGAACAGUGUAAAAAUGUUCCUGCAAAUGCUGAUUACCCAGCCUCCGCCCCACAAAUCACAGUAACAUCAACUUUCACAUCAGCUGUUUGCGCUCUGAGCACUUAACGGCGGUUUUCUUUUUCAUAUCUUGCUCUGCGGGAAGAGGCAUACAUAAAAUGAUGUGCUCAUAAAAGCCUUGAUUUCCCACAUCUUGGUUUUAGCAAAGCUGGUGAGGUAAUGUGUUUGAUGUUGUCCAUCUAUGUUUAGUUCUUCUGUAUAUUACAUCUCCUUAGGGGCUGUUGAUUGCAUGUAAUGCACUGUAUAACUUAUGACUAGUCUUGUAUUGUAAAAUUCUACUACAUGUCUUUGCCAUGUAAUAUGGACAAUGUAUCAUACAUCCUAUCAUACAUAUCUCCAUUCUUGCAUGAAAAUGUUGAAGAUUUUUUAAUAUAUGCCUGCUCUCGCUUGAGCCUACAUCACGUCUUAUGUACUUAGUUCUUCUGAAUAGCAGAUCUGUGAUCA
Molecule: messenger RNA, 2601 nt
Organism: Seriola aureovittata
Lineage: Eukaryota; Metazoa; Chordata; Actinopteri; Carangiformes; Carangidae
Product: 5-hydroxytryptamine receptor 3A-like
Exons: 10
Coding region: 68-1474 (468 amino acids)
Biological process (GO): monoatomic ion transmembrane transport; chemical synaptic transmission; regulation of membrane potential
Cellular component (GO): synapse; membrane; neuron projection
Molecular function (GO): neurotransmitter receptor activity; extracellular ligand-gated monoatomic ion channel activity; transmembrane signaling receptor activity
Source: RefSeq, a predicted model, not a curated record